Molecule: messenger RNA, 5741 nt
Organism: Cotesia congregata
Lineage: Eukaryota; Metazoa; Arthropoda; Insecta; Hymenoptera; Braconidae
Source: the annotation of a GenBank genome assembly
AUGUCUAGAUGUCCUCGAUUUUCGUUGACUUUCUAUUCUUUAUUUUUUAUUUUUGAUCCCUUGAGACGGAGGCUGGAGAUGAAGUUGGCAGCAGCGCAAGAGGCGGCACAAAGGGACCCUGGAUACGCGAGUCAGUACAGGAGAAGGCAGCAGAGGUCGGCCGGACUGAGUGGUCUCGGUGACUGGGCUAGCUUUGGAGGGGAGGACAACUGCAUACGUAAGCACACCCGUUUCAUAAUCGAGUGGCCGCCCUUCGAGUACGCCGUCCUUCUAACCAUCAUCGCCAACUGCGUGGUGCUCGCCCUCGAGGAACAUCUGCCCAAGCACGACAAGACCAUCCUGGCCCAGAAGCUCGAGUCGACGGAGAUAUACUUCCUCGGAAUUUUCUGUGUCGAAGCGAGUCUCAAGAUCCUGGCCCUGGGGUUUGUUCUGCACCGCGGCUCUUAUCUCAGGAACAUCUGGAACAUCAUGGAUUUUUUUGUCGUCGUCACUGGGUCUCCAGGUGGUGCUCAAGUCUAUCAUCAAAGCCAUGGCACCGUUGCUACAGAUUGGUUUGCUGGUACUCUUCGCUAUCGUGAUAUUUGCCAUCAUCGGGCUCGAGUUUUAUUCGGGUACUUUGCACAAAACGAAGGUGAUCUACCUAGUCCGUGUAAUACAGAUUACAAGCCAGACGCACCGGCAGGUUCGCAUGUGUGUGACGCAAAUGUGUCAGUGUGUCGAGAUAAUUGGGAUGGACCGAACAGCGGUAUCACCAGCUUCGAUAACAUCGGCUUCGCCAUGCUCACCGUCUUCCAGUGUAUCACUAUGGAGGGCUGGACUGCCAUAUUGUACUGGACAAAUGAUGCUCUUGGUAGCUAUUUCAAUUGGGUAUACUUUAUACCGUUGAUAGUCCUCGGGUCUUUCUUUAUGCUGAAUCUAGUUCUCGGAGUGUUGAGCGGAGAGUUUUCUAAUGAAAGAACCCGAGUCGAAAGACGAACGGCGUAUCGGAAAGCAAGGACAAAGAAACUAUUCACAACAGCUUUCAAUUCAUACUUAAAGUGGAUCACACAAGCAGAGAGUUUGCUAAGGAAAGAGAAAAAGUGGAAAAUCGGCAGUCGUUUCUAAAAAUGCGUAGACAUCAGCAGCUAGAGCGAGAACUUAAUGGCUACGUCGAGUGGAUCUGCAAAGCAGAGGAAGUUAUUCUUGCUGAAGAAAGAACAACAGAAGAAGAAAAGAUGCACAUAAUUGAAGCGAGGAGAAGAGCCAUAAAAGCACAAAGAAAAAAGUUAAAAAAUCUCGGGAAGAGCAAAAGCACAGACACGGAGGAGGAAGAUAAUGAGGACGAUCAGGGCGAUGGGUUCUCGAGAGCUUCGUAUCUCAGGUCGAGGGUCAAGAACCAGGGCGCUUGCCUUCAAUUCUGGCGUGCUGAGAAGAGAUUUAGGUUUUGGAUACGGCACACUGUUAAAACGCAGUCAUUCUACUGGUUUGUCAUUGUCCUUGUGUUUUUUAACACAGUGUGCGUUGCUGUUGAACACUACGAUCAACCACAGUGGCUUAGUGAUUUUCUUUAUCACACAGAGUUCGUAUUUCUGGGGCUGUUCAUGUGCGAGAUGUUCAUAAAAGUGUACGCCCUGGGACCGCGCAUCUACUUCGAAUCGAGUUUCAAUAGAUUCGACUGCGUGGUAAUCUGCGGCUCGAUAUUUGAAGUAAUUUGGUCGGCGGUAAAGUCCGGCUCAUUCGGUCUCUCCGUCCUGCGUGCCCUUCGACUCCUUAGGAUAUUCAAAGUCACUAAAUACUGGGCGAGUCUGAGGAACCUCGUAAUAUCGCUGCUCAACUCGAUGCGCAGCAUCAUUUCCCUCUUGUUCCUUCUCUUCCUCUUCAUCCUCAUAUUCGCCUUACUCGGCAUGCAACUAUUUGGCGGGCAAUUUAACUUUUCCACGGGGACACCGCCGACCAAUUUCAAUACUUUUCCCAUUGCGCUGCUAACUGUCUUCCAAAUCUUGACCGGUGAGGACUGGAAUGAGGUAAUGUAUCAAGGAAUCGAAUCUCAGGGUGGCCACAAAGGAGGAGGGAUGAUUUACUCCCUGUAUUUCAUCGUCCUGGUGCUCUUCGGUAACUACACCCUGCUCAACGUAUUCUUGGCUAUCGCUGUCGAUAAUUUGGCGAACGCACAAGAGUUAACAGCCGCUGAAGAGGGUCAAGAGGAGGAGGACAAGGAGAAACAAAUGCAGGAACUCGAAAAGGAAAUGGAGGCGCUGCAAAUGCCUGACGGCACGGGCCCAAAAGUUGAAAUAUCGCCGCCUAGUUCGUCGCAAAAUUUAAGUGGUAAAGGAGAGAAACAGGCGUCCGAAGAGAAAAAACAGGAGGACGACGAAGACACGGGACCAAAACCAAUGCUGCCAUACUCCUCCAUGUUUAUAUUAUCUCCGACAAACCCUGUAAGGAGAGGUGCCCAUUGGGUCGUUAACCUUCGGUAUUUUGAUUUUUUCAUAAUGGUCGUGAUAUGUUUGUCAAGUAUAGCACUCGCGACAGAGGACCCAGUUGAUGAAAACUCGCCACGUAACACAGUAUUAAAUUACUUUGAUUAUGCAUUCACGGGCGUCUUUACGAUAGAGAUGAUACUCAAGGUUAUUGAUCUGGGUAUCAUACUCCAUCCCGGCUCGUAUUUACGCGAGUUCUGGAAUAUUAUGGACGCAGUGGUUGUAAUAUGUGCCGGAGUUUCAAUGGGUUUUGAGCUAUCGGGUAAAUCCGCGGGCCAAAAUUUAUCAACUAUUAAGUCACUUCGUGUAUUACGAGUAUUAAGACCAUUAAAAACAAUAAAACGUGUGCCGAAACUUAAAGCAGUGUUUGAUUGUGUCGUUAACAGUUUAAAAAACGUCAUUAACAUUCUCAUCGUGUAUAUAUUGUUUCAAUUCAUCUUUGCCGUCAUAGCAGUACAGUUGUUCAAUGGUAAAUUUUUCUACUGUAGCGACGAAAGUAAACGUACCAAAGAAGAUUGCCAGGGUGAGUAUUUUGUCUUCGAGGAGGACUCAUCACUGCCUCAAGCGAGAAAACGAAUAUGGCAGCCACAAAGCUUUCAUUAUGAUAACGUAAUGGCGGCGAUGUUGACGCUAUUUGCCGUGCAGACCGGCGAAGGUUGGCCGCAAAUUCUUCAACAUUCUAUGGCAGCAACUCACGAGGACGAAGGUCCUAUUCACAAUUUCCGUAUCGAAAUGUCCAUAUUUUACAUUGUAUACUUCAUUGUAUUUCCAUUCUUCUUCGUAAACAUAUUCGUCGCUUUAAUUAUUAUUACUUUUCAAGAGCAAGGUGAGGCUGAAUUGCAGGACGGUGAAAUUGAUAAAAAUCAGAAAUCGUGUAUAGAUUUUACAAUAGGAGCGAGACCUCUCGAGAGGUAUAUGCCGAACAAGCGGAAUAGUGUAAAGUACAAAAUAUGGAAAAUAGUAGUGUCAACGCCAUUUGAAUAUUUCAUCAUGAUUCUCAUCGUUUUGAAUACUCUUCUGCUCAUGAUGAAGAAUUUCUUCAAAGAUCCGUGGAACACAUUCGACUUCAUUACUGUUAUCGGAAGUAUCGUGGACGCUCUGGUCGUUGAAUUCGGGGAAAAUUUCAUCAACGUCGGGUGUCUUAGGCUCUUUCGUGCCGCUAGACUGAUUAAAUUACUGAGACAAGGAUAUACAAUACGAAUUUUACUUUGGACAUUCGUACAAUCCUUCAAGGCGCUGCCUUACGUAUGUCUGCUCAUAGCGAUGCUUUUCUUCAUUUACGCAAUUAUAGGAAUGCAGGUUUUUGGAAAUAUUGCGCUGGAUCCAGAGACCUCGAUAUAUGAGCAUAAUAACUUUCAAAGCUUUAUACAGGGUCUAAUGUUACUAUUUCGGUGUGCAACGGGUGAAGCCUGGCCGAGUAUAAUGUUAUCGUGUAUAAAAGAGCGGAAGUGCGACCCUAGAGCAAAGCAAGAUUCCGAGGGCUGCGGAUCGAAUCUAGCUUAUGCUUAUUUUGUAUCGUUUAUAUUUUUCUGUUCAUUUCUGAUGCUUAAUCUCUUUGUCGCCGUUAUCAUGGACAACUUCGACUACCUCACUCGCGACUCAUCUAUUCUCGGAGCUCAUCAUCUCGAUGAGUUUGUGAGAAUUUGGGCAGAAUAUGAUCCGAACGCAACGGGUAGGAUCCAUUUUUCAGAAAUGUAUGAUAUGUUAAAAAAUAUGGAUCCGCCUCUUGGGUUCGGGAAUAAAUGUCCCAAUAGAUUAGCCUAUAAAAAACUCAUCAGGAUGAACAUGCCUGUUGAUGAUGAGUGUAAAGUCGCUUUUACAACGACACUCUUUGCCUUGAUUAGAGAAAAUCUCAGUAUCAAAAUGAGAGUCGCUGAAGAGAUGGACCAAGCUGAUGAAGAAUUAAAAGAUACAAUUAGAGCUAUUUGGCCAUUGCAAGCGAAAAAAAUAUUAGACCUUUUGAUACCUAGGAAAGAAGAAUUAUCGAAAGGUAAACUAACUGUUGGUAAAAUCUAUGCUGGCCUGUUGAUCCUCGAGAACUGGAAGACAACGAGGUUUGGUCAAAUAGAACCAGCAGGCGGCCAGCAUUCAACAUUCUUCAACUGCCUGAUGGACAUGGCCGGAGUUAAUCACGGUGGUAAUAACCACCAUGGAAGCAGAUUAAACAGUCUAGAGCAGCCAGUCCUUAACAGCAAGCCCCAGGAGCUCAAGGACUCCUUGCAUGACGAAGAAGUCGAUGAAGUUGAUGAUGUUGAUGGGGAAGGAGUCUAUGGGGCUCUGCUUGGUCCAGCCCAGAAACGACGUCAACGAAGCAUCAGAUUUGAAGGAUCUACAGGAUGUAGUUAGUGAUUCACGUGUGGGAAGCCUUGAAAGUUUAACGCAUACUGGCGAUCGAAUUCAUUCGCAACCACUUCAUCCACGACUUCAUUCACGGUCACCAAGUUUAAGAAGACAUUCGCCAUUACAUAGAUCACCUUCGCCAUCGAGAAGACCAAGAUACGAUCACCAUCAACCCCAGUACCAUGAUGUUGGUUUUAGCGAUACAGUGACCAAUGUUGUGGAAAUUCAACGACACAUUCAUCAUCCACAUUCGCAGUACAAUCAUCGGCAUAAAAGAGGUCCAUGGAGCGCGUCGACGAGUCCGGCGCGAUCGCCGAGCCCGGUUCCCCGAAUGGACCACGGCCGGCACUACGGAACGACGAGCCUGGAACAGCGUUCCCGUAGCCCAAGUCCAGCGUCUCGCCGGCAGCCGAUCCACCCUCACCACCACCAUCACCCGCACCAGCACAGCUACCCGGUGCUAGUAACCCGCCGUGGGCAAGGCCGUCGUCUGCCCCCAACGCCGAACAAGCCAUCGACGCUCCAGCUGAAGCCAUCGAACAUAAACUUCCCGAAGCUGAACGCAUCGCCGACCCACGGGCCCCACCUGAUGGGCCACCACCCGGCACAAGUUCCAGUCCACCACAUGGGGAACAUUCCACCGGCGGGGCCGCCUCAGUGUCCACUCAGCUUCGAGCAAGCGGUGGCUAUGGGUCGCGGCGGUCGGCUUCUGCCCAGCCCGGUUCCCAACGGGUUCAAGCCGCCCUCAGCCGGGUUGUCCUCCAGCAAGCAAAGGAUACCCCGGUCCCGGCACUCCGACAGCGACGAAGACGAUUGGUGCUAGCCAACGUGGGACCCUGGACGGUGGUCCGGCGAUGUCCAAGCUUCUUCGCGGGGUCUUUCUGCCUGCAAAGUCAAGUGAGGCGCCGCCAAUCCAUCUUCUUAAGACUGUUGUUGUCUUAG